Chelmon rostratus (copperband butterflyfish) is the source of this 4797-nucleotide messenger RNA. Its product is annotated as sodium-coupled neutral amino acid transporter 3-like. The transcript has 17 exons. Gene Ontology annotation, biological process: amino acid transmembrane transport; histidine transport; asparagine transport. The coding region runs from base 361 to 1908 and encodes 515 amino acids. The record is from RefSeq and is a predicted model, not a curated record. Gene Ontology annotation, molecular function: L-asparagine transmembrane transporter activity; L-glutamine transmembrane transporter activity; L-histidine transmembrane transporter activity. NCBI's taxonomy places the organism in Eukaryota, Metazoa, Chordata, Actinopteri, Chaetodontiformes, Chaetodontidae.
AGCGCAGCUAUAGGGGGGGUUUGCAAAGGAGGCGGACCUAACGCGACCCCCACAGUUGAGCUCCUGAAGGUUUUACAAUGCCGAGCGUUCCUCCAACGCGCAUUUUAUAGCUGCUGGCACAGAGCGACGGUCCGAAUGUGCGUAAAUACCCACGAAUACAGAUUUCACCACCUCCACUGAGAGACAGACAGAGAAAACACGCCAGGAGAAGGAGAAUCAACAGAGAGCAGCAAAUCUAGUGUCGCUCCUCAGAGGAAUUAACUGGAAAGCGUCGUGAAAGGAACAUUUGAUAUUCAGACUUCAAAGGAUCAUCUUCACUGAACUCACACAGGCCAAAAAGAGUCCGUUACGACUUGGACGAUGGAAGCCGGUCAGUCAGAGAUGAACAUCUUAUCCAACGGGAAGAGUCACGACCUCGGAGAUGACGUGGGUGUGCCAAUGAAGACGUUGCUGGAGGAGGAUCAAAAUGGCACUCAAACAGUCAGAUUUGAGGAUCCUGAUGCAGGACAGGAGAAUGAGGAAUUUCUGCCCAGUGCAGAUGGAAAGAAACCUAUUCGCUUCACAGAUUUUGAAGGAAAGACCUCUUUUGGCAUGUCGGUCUUCAACCUGGGCAAUGCUAUUAUGGGCAGUGGAAUCCUGGGAUUGGCUUAUGCCAUGGCCAACACUGGCAUACUCCUCUUCUUGUUUCUUCUGACUGCAGUCGCAGCCUUGUCAUCUUACUCCAUUCAUCUGCUGCUCAAAUCCUCUGGCAUUGUGGGAAUCCGAGCUUAUGAGCAGCUGGGGUACAGGGCCUUCGGCACUCCCGGAAAAAUGGCCGCCGGUAUCGCCAUCACCCUGCAGAACAUUGGAGCUAUGUCCAGCUACCUGUACAUUGUGAAAUCCGAGUUACCGCUGGUCAUCCAGGCCUUCCUGAACGCAGAUCCCAACUCUGAUCUGUGGUACUUGAAUGGAAACUACCUGGUCAUCAUGGUCUCUGCCAGCAUCAUCCUGCCCCUGGCUUUAAUGAAGCAGCUCGGUUACCUCGGCUACACCAGUGGAUUUUCUCUCAGCUGCAUGGUGUUUUUCCUCAGCGCUGUUAUCUACAAGAAGUUCCAGAUUACCUGCCCAUUCGAGGAGUUCUCGGCCAACGGUACUGCCGCUCACCUCAGCCUGAACUCUUCAAGCCACGGCCACGAGUACAGCAAUGGCUUGGUUCACGAGGAUGACGACUCCCACUGCUCCACGCGCCUGUUCACCAUCAACUCACAGACUGCAUACACCAUUCCCAUCUUGGCUUUCGCCUUUGUUUGCCACCCCGAGGUCCUCCCCAUCUACACCGAGCUCCGCAAUCCAACGAAGAAGAGGAUGCAGCAGGUGUCCAACAUCUCCAUCUUCGUCAUGUACACCAUGUACUUUCUGGCUGCUCUCUUUGGCUACCUGACCUUUAAAGACAAUGUGGAGCCUGAACUGCUGCACACUUACAGCCGGAUCGACCCUUACGACACUUUGAUCCUGUGCGUGCGAGUGGCUGUCCUGACAGCUGUGACGCUGACUGUCCCCAUUGUGUUGUUCCCUGUACGCAGGGCCAUCCAGCAGAUGUUGUUCCCCACCAAGUCUUUCAACUGGUUGCGUCACAUUGCCAUCGCUCUCAUUUUGCUCACUCUCAUCAACAUGCUGGUGAUAUUUGCUCCUAACAUUCUGGGCAUCUUCGGCAUCAUUGGUGCCACGUCAGCUCCCUGCCUCAUCUUCAUCUUCCCCGCUGUCUUUUACAUCCGCAUCGUUCCCAAAGACGACGAACCCAUGACCUCCACUCCUAAGAUACUGGCUGCCUGUUUCGCCGCUUUGGGCGUCUCCUUCAUGGUGAUGAGCCUGAGCUUCAUAAUCAUCGACUGGACAACAGGGGGCGGCCAUGCUGCAGGAGGCCACUAGAUGCUGCUUCAGGGUGUGUGAGCUUUGGAACGGGGGAAAAAAAGAACUGGUCAUUUUGAGGGGGGCACUGUCGCUGCCAGUGGGAACACACUACAGGGCUGCCCAGCACAGAGCCUGGGGGUUUGUAACAGUACACAAUAUCAAGUAUAGUAUGUGGGUUGGAAUCACUCUGAUGUUGAUCAAGUUAAAUUAGCUUUUUGUAACUUAUAUCUGAACAAAAUCCUUUCAUAACAGCCUUCUAUAAUUAAACUUAAUGUAUUGCUAUAGUAAUGCAGUUUUUAUGAAUAAUCAGGACUGAGCAGGGUCUUUUUUUCCCCAUUACCAUCUGUUAGUGCAACCAUGAUGGUAAAAUGGUCCUUCUACAGCUGGUACUGUACAGAAAAACAAGACAUGAGUGUCUGUCAGGUUGAGGACGGGAAGGCACGACGUGAAUAACUCGCAAGUUAUUUUUACACAAAUGAACGAGACACACAAACCGUCAGAUGAUCUCACCCUGAACCAGCAGCACUCUGACCUGUUCGCCGCGGUGUCACAUGAAAACUGCUUUAAGGCCUUAGAGCGCAGGUGGCAUUUCACGUCCUGAUCUGUCAGCUGCCGCAGAUGUUAUGCAGUGUAGCCUGUAACACGGUCGAAGCUUUCGUUCCAGGUCAGCUAACCUUCUUCAGAAACCUUUGUGCCUUUUAGCAUUUGCAACAGCACACAAACAUAAAGAACAGGAGCGUAUAUUUAUUUAGCCACUAUAUCUAUGUUUUUAAUUUCAAAUGAACUAUAUUUAACUUACUGUAUAUUAUGAAGUUAAUGAUCCAAAUACAUUAUGUAUGAUAUCAGUUUCAGCUUUCAGUAUAUAGAUAAUGGAAGGUGUUACAGCUGACAGUAUUUUAAAUACUUGGUAAAAUACAGUGCUUGAUUUUCAGGAUUUCAUACCUCCCUUUAUAUAACUCUCAGCACAUAUAAGCCAAACUGUGACCUUAAAUAUAAAUACAGCUCAAGCUAACCCCGACAGUUCAUCGUUCUUCACUUAAAUUAUUGAUAUCCCCUUUUUCAAAUUCUCAUCCCAUUCUUCUAAAUUCAGAAAUCACUUUUCACUCACACUUAAAUUGUUGAAUUAACUGAUAAUGUCGCAUAUUCUCUAUGUACGUGUUUAAACACUUGGUGACAACCACGUCUAGUGAACAUUUAAACCCAACACGUCAUGUUUUUCAAGGCUUCUCUGGAAGCUUCAGUGAAUUUUUGGGAAACACCCUUACUUACUUACUUGAACUAUAGCCAGUUAGCUUAGCUUAGCAUAAAGACUGGAAGCUGGGGGAACCAGCUAGCUGGGCCCUGUACAAAGGUUAAAAAAAAGCUCACUAAUUAACAGUUUAUAUCUCAUUUAUUAAAGCUGUGGUCUUACAACCAGCAGAGACUCCACUUUACUGUAGUCAGUGAGAAAAUAUGGUGUCUAGCCAUGCAGAAAGUCUUGCUUGUCCAGGGUUGAAGCUAUAUGGACAAUGAACACCUAUAACCUGUGCAAAUAAAACCAGAAACAAUCCUGGCUAGACACCACUAAGGGUAAGUCGGGUUUAUUACUUUUUUUUAAAUAAUGUGGAUGACCCCAAAAUUGCUCUUGAUUUGAACAAUGCCUGGCCAAGCAACAUGAAUUUGCAAACAUGAGCCCACAGGUGGGCUGGCGGCGUUUAACAAGUUUUGAUUAAUUAAUUUGAAGAUGUAUUAUGGUCUUUUGAUUCUGUCGUAACGUAUUUGCCGUACUGGUUCGUAGUAUUUUGAUCUGCUUUCACCCUUGUUGAGUAUUUAGACUCGAGGUUAAUGUUUUGCAUGCCGUUGUGUCCAGUCUGUCCUGUAGUCGUAUAGUGAACUGCACAGUAACAGAUUUUCCUGCUGACGCUGUCAUACAUGGAUGUUGUUGUAAUACUGUACACUUGGCAUCCUAUGGUGACGUGUAUUGAAGUCCCAUUCUGUGCUCUAGUUAUUCUAAUGUUAUAUUAGUAUCAUAAAGCCCUUCUUAAAAGAUGCUACAUGAAAUAAUGUUCCAGACAUUACUGUUGUGAUGUGCUGUCGAUGAUGAUGUAUUCAUUUUGAGCUUAACUGAGGGAUGUGGAUGGAUACUGUCAGUAGUUCUUCAGGCAAAUUUUGCAUCCCAUAAUAGCACUAACAACCUGCAUAUAAGUACACUUGCUACAGAUUAAAGGAGCAUUUUAUUCUAUAGAACCACAGAUCACAAAGGAACAAGCUUAAAAAAAGCACAAACUACACAAACACUAGCUGCUCUUCCCCAAUGAUGGCUUUAUAUUGUAUCUCAGGCGUCAGAAAGGUCUGGCACAAAUCAUCACUUCUCUCAUUUUAUUUAUAUAUUACUCUAUUUUGUGUUUGUUUGGCAGUUUUGAUUCCUGAUUUUUACAGAUAAAUUAUAAACAACAGCAGAGGAAAUAUUUAGUGCACGCAUUCACCUCCGCCCCUUGUUUUCCCACAUGUAUUUGCAGUGGUUGUUGUGGUGUAAACAAAGGUUUGGUUUUGUCAUAUUUAGCAAGCAGAGUUUUUCUUCACUUGAAGGGAUCAUGCCAAAAUAACAACCGACUACCUACUGCUUUAAAAUGCCUUUAGCUUUUAAACAGCAGACGCAGUAUAUCAAAUAUGCAUUUUUCAUGUACCUAAAUAAAUCUAUGUGAUAUUUUCUUAUAGCUGUUGCUCAAGACAUAAAUUUAUGGAAAUGACACAACUAUAAAUUAAUAAUAAGGUAUAUGGAUUUUGGUGAAUAAGACGUGGCUUUAUAUAAAUUAUGUAUAUAAAUGUAAACCUUUUAUAUUUGUGAUGCAUAUUUACAGUAGCUUGUAAAGUGUAUAUAGCAGGGACAGUUUUAGUUUGGCAAUAAAAUAAUUGUAGAUGUUUUUA